UAUUAUUAUUAUUAUUAUACUUAAGGAACAAAAUGACUACGAUAUAAAAAAAAUUGACAUGGUUCGGCUUCCUGCCCAAUCUUUCACUCCAAACGGUAAUUCAUAUUUCCUCUCUACAAAACACCAAUGCCUCUCUCUCCUGAAACUCUGCUCCUCAAUCAAACAUCUCUAUCAAAUCCAUGCUCAGAUACAAGUUUCUGGUCUCCAACAAGACAACUUCCUCAUAUCUCAACUCAUUCGGUUCUCUUCUUUGUCUCCGUCAAACCACUUGAGUUAUGCCCAGUCCCUGCUUUAUCACUCUGUUAACUCACUGCCACCAUCUUCUUGGAACAUUCUCAUUAGAGGCUAUGCUGCUACUAAUACCCCAAGAGAGGCCAUAUGGGUCUUUCACAGAAUGCGAAAACAAGGAAUUAGACCCAAUAACCUGACCUUCCCUUUUCUUCUCAAAGCAUGUUCUACGUGUUUUGCAAUCAAAGAAGGGAAACAAGUACAUUUAGAUCUUAUUAAGCAUGGUUUGGAUUGUGAUGUGUAUGUCAACAAUAAUUUGGUCCAUUUUUAUGGAUCAUGCAAGAAGAUUUUGGAUGCAUGUAAGGUGUUCGAUCAAAUGUGUGUUAGAACCGUGGUUUCAUGGAAUGCUGUGAUUACUAGUUGUGUUGAGAGUUUGUGGAUGGGAGACGCAAUUGGAUAUUUUGUGAAAAUGAUGGAUUUUGGGUUUGAGCCUGAUGAGACGACGAUGGUGCUUAUGCUUGCAGUCUGCGCUGAAAUGGGGAACUUGAGUUUAGGCAGAUGGAUUCAUUCUCAAGUGAUUCAGAGAGGGUUAGUACUGAAUUAUCAAUUGGGUACCGCCCUUGUUGAUAUGUACGCAAAAAGUGGAGCUAUUUGUUAUGCUAGGCUAGUUUUUGAUAGAGUAAAGGAGAAAAAUGUGUGGACAUGGAGUGCAAUGAUUUUGGGUCUAGCUCAGCACGGAUUUGCCAAAGAGGGCCUUGAACUUUUCCUUGAGAUGAUGACGAGCUCUUCCAUACGGCCAAAUUACGUCACGUUUCUUGGGGUUCUUUGUGCCUGUAGCCAUGCUGGUUUGGUAGAUGAUGGGUUUCAGUAUUUUCAUGAAAUGGAGCAUAGGUACAAAAUCAAACCGAUGAUGGUACAUUACGGUGCCAUGGUUGAUAUCUUAGGUCGUGCUGGCCGUCUGAAAGAGGCUUAUGACUUCAUUAUGAGCAUGCCUUUCCAGCCUGAUCCAAUUGUGUGGAGAACAUUGCUCAGUGCCUGCAAUGUUCACGAUGUUAACAACAAUAAUGGAGUAGCAGAUAAGGUGAGACAGAAGUUGCUUGACCUGGAGCCAAGGAGAAGUGGGAAUUUUGUGAUGGUUGCAAACAUGUAUGCUGAUGCUGGGAUGUGGGAAAAAGCAGCAAAUUUCAGGAGGCUGAUGAGAGAUGGUGGCUUGAAGAAGAAGGGCGGAGAGAGUUGUGUAGAAUUAGCUGGCUCCAUCCAUCGGUUCUUUACUGGAUGGGACUGUCAUGAUGACAAGGAAAGUAUCUACCAGUUGCUAGUUGUACUAAACUUGCACAUGCAGACGAUUAACUUAUUGUGAUUGAAAUUUCUUAUCAUUUGUUAUUAUUUAGUGCAGUUUGACAUUCUCAUUAAUUUUGCGCUGUAUGUCUUUUCCGGGUUUUUUUUUUUACGUUCAAAACAAUAAAAAUUAAUGCGGCAGCAAGUAUUUCCUUGCAAGGAA
Hevea brasiliensis (rubber tree) is the source of this 1729-nucleotide messenger RNA. Its product is annotated as pentatricopeptide repeat-containing protein At2g36730. The record is from RefSeq and is a predicted model, not a curated record. The transcript has a single exon. NCBI's taxonomy places the organism in Eukaryota, Viridiplantae, Streptophyta, Magnoliopsida, Malpighiales, Euphorbiaceae. Bases 59 to 1588 code for a protein of 509 amino acids. Gene Ontology annotation, molecular function: protein binding; RNA binding. Gene Ontology annotation, biological process: RNA modification.